Blastomyces dermatitidis ER-3 is the source of this 3329-nucleotide messenger RNA. RefSeq lists its product as uncharacterized. Lineage: Eukaryota; Fungi; Ascomycota; Eurotiomycetes; Onygenales; Ajellomycetaceae. The coding region runs from base 1132 to 1638 and encodes 168 amino acids. The transcript is spliced from 2 exons. The record is from RefSeq and is a predicted model, not a curated record.
GAAAGAGAGCCAGUCCAGUCCUGUUCUAGAACCAGGAACCAGGAAUCAUGAAUCAGGAAUCAGGAAUCAAGAGGCGGCCCCAUUUUUUCUCACAGCACAGACAGCGUCAGACAAAAGUAGUGACAAACUGCCUGCUGCUGAGAAGAGAAGAGUCCUGGAGGGAGGAUUCCCUCAAUACCCCAGGUGGGAGUUGAACUCCUUUUCCGAAGAAUCCUGACUAGUCAAUCCUGUACGGAGUGGGCAUGGUCGCUGUUUGAACCCCAUCCCAUAAUAAUUCGACAGCUGGAGAUUCUUCAGAUGAUGCGCACACGAUGCUCAUUGCAGCCAGCCAGCUUGCCAAUUAAUGGCGCGACUAAGCUUUUGGCGUUUGACUGUGCCAAUUUUUAGGGCCUCAGCAGGCUCAGUUCUUGUCCAGGCGGAACAGCAACAAAACCUUCCUUGCCGUAAAUUGACUUUGGUGGAGUUGCUUGGGUUGUAUCAUCUCCGUUCCAGAGGGCCUUGGCAGCCGUAGCGUGAUCCGCCACAUGGGGAAUCUCAUCUGCUCGAACGGCUGAUUGGCCCUUAUCAGGUCUUUGGACUGCUUGGAGAGGGGAAAUGGAACCCGGUGCGGGAUGGCGGCUGCUGGUUCGCUCUGGCUCGGAGCGGCCGAAAAGCGCGUAUCCUCGACCCGAGUUUAUCUAUCUUGACGUGGUUUCUCGGCUUCUUGUAGAGAUAUUUUCUGGAGAAAAAAGGGCAAGGAAAAAAAAAAAAAAAAAAAAAAAAAAAAAAAAAAAAAGAAGAAGAAGAAGUUGAGAUAAAGAAAGUAUUUGCCGGUGUCUCUUCUGCCAGUGCUGUGACACUGUCUUGGGGCGAUUUGACAAAUCAAUUCCCGUCCAUCAAGCACCCCCUGGCUCGCUUGCGUCUGGCGAAUUUUUGAUACAAUGACGGACUCCACGCCAUUCACGAUGGAGGGAAGGUAUACGCGGUUACAAUAAUGGGGUCAAUUUCGUGCUGCUUACCCCAGUCUCUUCUUUGCCAACUCGAAACACCGAGAUCUAUCCGCAUCGCGUCGGGCAAUGCGAUGCGCUGGGGUCCGUUUAUGGCCCCAUGGCCAUGGUCCAUAGACAAACAAAGUGAUAAAUCCAUGAAUCCAUGAAUCCGGGGUUCCCUCCCGAUUUGAACAAGGCGUUUGCGGGACAUGCUUCUGCACUGUUGGGUUGUGAGACUUACUACGGAUUAGUUCUGGGGAACGUUUCAUUACAUAAAGCUCGUCGACCAGCCGCUUCUCGUCUCCUCAUAUGCCUCCAAACAAAAUGCGGGCUGAGAUAUCAACUCUUUGAUUUCCACCAAAAUUCUCUACUACUUACUACGCAGCGUAUACGACAGAGGAUUUCUCCUGAUCUGCCACUGCUGCUGGUAGCUUGCGCGCUAGUUAGUUCCGGAUUUAAGCAUUUUAUUCCGGGUUCUGCCUUUUUCCUUCGAUUUUUAUUCUUCGCUUCUUCUUCGCGCCUCUGGCUAAAAGUGGCUUGGUGGCGCAAACCGCCCCCAGAUUGGCAAAACAGAAGUGGACAUCAACAGACGAUCAGGACGAUUACGAUUCUCUACAGCGUUUCAAUUAACUUUAUUAUCUUUUCCCAACCGCCUCAUGCUGAUGGCUGACUCCAUGAGUGAGCCUGGGUUUGACCUCUGAUUGUGGUUUUGGCUGGAAUGGAUUUUGGCUAGGCACGCACCGGCUUUCUCAGACUCAGGCGACUUUUCUCUUUGUCCUGCAAACAGACCUUCCCGAAAUGGUUUGCUUGAGGAAUCAUCCAGGAUAGCGCGCUUUCCGCGUCCAUUGGAUGGGUGCUGCGUGGAAAUUCCGCGGAGUCCGGGGGUGGAUUUCGAUAUUGGGGAUCGGCAGGGCUCAGCUCUGAUUUUUUUUUCUCUCAGGACCACUGGAACAUGUUUGGUCAAGCGCCUUUGGCCUUUUCUUUUCUUCUUUUGUUUUUUUCAAAGCUUGUCCUGCUCUGGUUUAACGUUAGUUUCUGGGGUAAUGCCUUGGCUGCAGCGGACCUCGAUGAUAUAUCCCUGCAGGCGCCAGAAUCCCUGAGCAGCAAGGGUGCGGAUGCGGCACGAAGUAAAACGAGCAUUUUUCAUGGCUGGGCAUCGAAAAGCGCCGGCUACACACGGCAGCAGAUAGUUACUUGCUGUCCAGGAACUACUGCAUGAUUCAAUUAAUGCGACAGUUUCUUUGCUUCCCUCGCCCCUCCAAAAACCAAAAACCCCGACUCACCCAUGUUCCAAUCCAAGUCGUUGGUCAUCUUUUAGUCCGGGAUCUUCAUGCUGGGCCAAUCUGAUGUUUGACAUCCCCAGCUCCUUGUUAAACGACAUGCUGUCUCUCAAUCCUGCCUGCGCUCACCACCCCGUCUGACAUGGGUGCUUCUCACCUGUCCUGUGAGUCCUGAGCACAUUGGCAAGGCUCAAUGCGGCCAGGAGUGCAAAAAACAGAAUGCAACCAUGAUUGGGUUUUUUUUCUUUUUCUUUUUCCUUUUUUUUUCCCCCUCAAGUAUUCGACAACGAUGCAAGCUAGGAUCCCGCAUGUGGCGGAUCUCCCCUGCCAAACAACGGGUGUUUUUUGACUUUGGGGAUAGAACAGCGUACUGUCGUUGCAGCUUAAAAAUACCGGUUUUGGCAUGGACAAACCCCGUCGUCCGUGCACCAUUUUGAACCAUUUUGAAAGACGGGGAGGAAAUUGAAAGUCAAAAAUCCACCUUGUCAAACUUACACCCGUGGAUAAUCAUGGAAACACAGCAACCCAACAACUCAUCAAUAACCGUUUGUAUGGAGCUAACCAGAUAAUCCGCGGCUCUCCCAAAGCAUGCGAUGUCAUGUCCUAGAGAGGAGAAAGUGGACAGUUUCUCGCCCGAGAUGCGCCUUUUGCGCCAUUAUGUUUUAUUCACAGUAACUAACCAAGCUCGCAAAAAUGUCUGCUGAAUUGUAGAGGCUUAUGUAUAUUUUGAGCACAUUAUGAUAUCAUUCAGGUCUAGAGAAUUUGUGGUUCUUAUUUUGGGGGGAGAGGGCAGCGCUUGAUGUCGACACAGCUUCAUCGCAUAUGGUCUAUGGAAACCUAACCCAUGGAGAAAUCCCAAAUUAUUUCUCUGAGAAUGAAAUUAUAGUUGAAUGUAGCUACUUAGCAGGUUAUCUAUACGCCUGGGUAGGUAGGUGGUAUUUCGUGGCAGAAAGAUGUUGCUUCAAUGCAUUCUUUGAAAUCUACUACUCUGUAUUCCUUCAACACAACAUCAGAUAUGAGUAGAAUAUUAGAGAUAUAAGUAUAUUUUUUGAGCAGAGAAUAUAGGAAUAUAGUAGUAUCA